This is a messenger RNA of Heterobasidion irregulare TC 32-1, 1160 nucleotides long. Its product is annotated as hydrophobin-like protein. Gene Ontology annotation, cellular component: fungal-type cell wall. Bases 719 to 1066 code for a protein of 115 amino acids. Gene Ontology annotation, molecular function: structural constituent of cell wall. The transcript has 3 exons. The record is from RefSeq and is a predicted model, not a curated record. NCBI's taxonomy places the organism in Eukaryota, Fungi, Basidiomycota, Agaricomycetes, Russulales, Bondarzewiaceae.
AAGACGACGUUCCACUCUGUGCUACUCCCUCUGGCAUGCGGCUAGGAUAGUGCGUUUUCUCGAGCUCGUCGUGUGGCCGAGGGGGCGCGGAGACGCUAGGAGAGAGACCGCCCGUACGCGUCCUCGCCCCGUCGCGCAAGUGGCGUAUUUGCGGGACAGGUGCGUGUCCGCUUUUGGUAACCGCAUGCCCAUAUGCGGCAUUUCUCGACUUGUGAGGGUCGGACGUGGUUUGGAUCCCAAUGCCAUCCGUGUCGAGCCAUCCUGCACCCGAUGUCAUCGGACAAAGGACACGUCCAGGACAUGACGCUUGCAACGGCUUCCUCGACCGCUGCCCGUCAGACUACUGCCGCGAUGGAGCAUCAUGCGACAUACUGCUGUCCGUUGGUGCGCUAGAGCCUUUCCUCAGGAUGGUGAAGCCUCGUCUAGGCGUUCUCGUUACAGUCGCUCCUUACCCGACCAGCGGCAAUAGGCUUCCAGGAAGGUAAGCUUUCAAGGCAAGUGCACGCCCUAUAGCAGGCGAAUGGGAAGCCCGUUCUGGAUGUAAUGCGAUUCUAAGGUUCAACUUGGUGAAGUCGUGUCUUCCUGCUUCGUCGGCGGACUCCUCGGCGUCCGAGGUAUAAAAUGUCUCAACCACCACACCGCGAUUCUCCUGACUCCCGCUAGCCUCCACUGUCGUUCGUUGAACACACCCGCCCCUUAGGCCACACCCACUGUCACUAUGUUUGCUCGCAUCACCAUCGUCUCUGCCGUUCUCGGCCUUGCUGUUCUGACACUGGCCAUCCCAAGCCCUUCAGGCUGGUCUGAUCAAUCUCUAACAGCCGAGUGCAACACUGGCGGCGUUCAGUGCUGCAACACAAUUGAGAGCUCGGAGUCGGAGAGCGUGAGCAGCGUGCUCGCCCAGCAGGGCUUCAUUCUCCAAGGGCAAAAUAUCCCUAUCGGGCUUAACUGCGACACUUUCGCCACCGAUAGUGUGGGCUCCAAUUGUGCCACUCAGCCUGUGUGCUGCGACAAAACUUUGGUGGGCGGUUUCGGGAUCAACUGUAACCCUAUCAACUUCGUCCUCUGAGCGGUGGAGUGGUCACUCAGAAGAAAUCGGUCGAUACAGACACAGUUUCUUUCACACAAGCACUAUAUUGUAAUACACACCUGUCUUUACCCUU